UGACUCUUGGUUGUGGGGCUCAUUCCUGCACCAACCACCAUGGCAUGAAGACCAGUUUUUUAGUCAUUUCGUUUUCGUUCCUGAAUUUUCCGUUUCGUUCGGGGGUUAUGGUAACACCCCAUGGGUUGUCUUGUCGUCGAGUGCAACUCGUCUUUGGAUUUUCUGGCUUUUCUUUAUGAUGCUUUGCCAACCUCUGACUAGUUCCGUGCUUGAAACUUUAUCCGGGAUCGACGUUGGGUCAUCACACAGAACACCUUUUUAUUAAGACACAUUCUCUGUCAUGGGAUUGCUAACGAUUUUGAAGAAGAUGAAGCAGAAGGAAAAGGAAGUCCGACUACUAAUGCUUGGUCUGGACAAUGCUGGAAAGACAACAAUUCUCAAGAAAUUCAAUGGAGAAGACAUCAGCACAAUCUCUCCCACUCUGGGCUUCAACAUCAAAACAUUAGAGCACAGAGGCUUCAAGCUUAAUGUUUGGGAUGUUGGGGGUCAGAAGUCACUACGUUCCUAUUGGAGGAACUACUUUGAGAGUACAGAUGGCUUGAUCUGGGUUGUAGACAGUGCAGAUCGGAGGAGACUCUUGGACUGCAAGAAGGAACUUCAUUCCUUGCUACUAGAAGAGAGAUUGGCCGGUGCCACUCUUCUAGUUUUUGCUAAUAAACAGGACCUACCAGGAUCGCUACCAGCAGAGGACAUCAGACAGACAUUAGAGCUUGACAAUAUUAAGACUCACCACUGGCUGAUCAUUGGCUGCAGUGCUGUCACCGGUGAGAAUUUACUGCAAGGUAUUGACUGGUUAGUGUCUGAUAUCGCCUCAAGGAUUUUCACCAUGGAUUGAUGAUGAACCAGCGUGUUUGCUAUUCUUUCAAGAGUAAACGUCAGCCAACUACUGUUCGGAAUCCCAAGUACUUUCCCCAAAUGUUGUCGCUACCAAGUCUGCAGAAUUGGGAACAGGUUUAGAGAUGCUUCUUGACUCUUCCAGAACUGUUGGUGGUGUGAAAUCUCAGGACAUGUGAUCUGGAUUUUAAUCCGUGGAGACUGUAUUGAUUUGCCACAGCCAUAAUACAUUUAAGACAGGUCGGUUUGGCAACAGCUGAGAAGAGACGCUAACCCAGGAAUGAUUGCUUGCAAGCAUUGAAGUCUCCACUACCGACAGCCCUGUUCUGCAAAGACCCACUGGUAGAAUCUUCUUUUUUAGUAGAAUGAGAACUUUUUUGAAACAGCAACUUAAGUCAUCUUGUGAAUGUGUCCAUGUUGGUCCUCUCUGAAUAUAAUUUUUGGUCCAGGCAUAAACAGUAGUUUCACCAGGACAGGUUUAAGGUGUCAAGUAAAACUCGGAGAUGUCAGCUUCCCUUUACCCCAAGGCUCAGUUUGAUGAUAAAAAACAUCAGCUGAGAUAAUUCAGAUGCAAGUUUUACUUGUUAGCAUUAUGUUAGUGGUGUAUAGAAUCAAGAUUAUAGAUAUAAAAUUCCUUAAUUCUUGAAUUAAAGAAAAUUUGAUGAAAACUUGGAAAACUGUGGCAAAUUUCAGUUGGGUGUGUCUGCUUGUACAUAUCAUUGUCGGCCAGUUUUUGUUUUAUAAGUUAUUUUAACUUGUCCUGCCCGAGUUGAUCAAGAUUUGAGUAGGCUAAAGCACACAUCAGCCAGUGUUUUGAUGUUAACAGAAAGGACUUCAGCAAAGAAACGUAUCACCUGUUAUGAUGAAGUUGCAUUCUGCAUUAAAAUUUAUUCUCUGUUUUUUAUUUGCCAGUGUACUCGAUGAAAUGUGCAAUACUUCUUUGGUAUCCUGGUGUAACUAGUGGGUUAGGCAGAGUGAGAGUUCACCAGACUUCAGAUUAAGAAAAAAACAGAAUUGGGUUAAGGAUUGAGGUAGCUGACUGAGGAGAGCGACAGUGUUUUGUGCAUGUGCAAAGACUAGCCUCAUUUCUAAAUUUCUAAACAGUGUUUAAUUUAAGGACAAUACUUUCCCCUUUGUGACAAUAGUGUACUGCUCAAUGUUGCUACAGUAAAAUGUUACUUUUUAUUGAGUUUACAACUUAAAAUUCGGAGAAUAAAACUAGUCAGCAUGACAACCAAGA
Messenger RNA from Acanthaster planci (crown-of-thorns starfish), 2074 nucleotides. RefSeq names its product ADP-ribosylation factor-like protein 2. Lineage: Eukaryota; Metazoa; Echinodermata; Asteroidea; Valvatida; Acanthasteridae. The record is from RefSeq and is a predicted model, not a curated record. Gene Ontology annotation, molecular function: GTPase activity; GTP binding.